This is a messenger RNA of Pomacea canaliculata, 2025 nucleotides long. RefSeq lists its product as uncharacterized. Gene Ontology annotation, biological process: double-strand break repair. NCBI's taxonomy places the organism in Eukaryota, Metazoa, Mollusca, Gastropoda, Architaenioglossa, Ampullariidae. The transcript is spliced from 5 exons. Gene Ontology annotation, molecular function: single-stranded DNA binding; 5'-tyrosyl-DNA phosphodiesterase activity. Gene Ontology annotation, cellular component: PML body; cytoplasm. The record is from RefSeq and is a predicted model, not a curated record. The coding region runs from base 108 to 1580 and encodes 490 amino acids.
ACAACUCUCGUGGUCGCAGCCAGAACUGAAAGUUGCCAAGUUGUACCACGGUUGUACGGGUACAGCACGGAUCGCGGCUAGUAGUCGGGCUUCAGUCAGCUAAUUAAAUGACGCUACAAUACCAGUGGAUUUCCAUAAGCAAAGUCUACCGUCUUUUACUCUACAUAUUUAUGACCACAAGCUCCUCGUUAUCUACAGACACGCAUGUUGUAGUUUGUUCCUAUAAUCUUUGGAACCUCAUGUUCAGUUGGGAAAUUCGAUUGCAGUUUAUUGCUAGAAUGGUGGAGCGGGCAGCAUGUGAAGUUGUCCUGCUACAAGAAGUGCGAAUGCAUGACGAUGAGAGGUGGUCACAGGCACGGUAUUUACAAGGCUUGCUACCCAAGUUCCGCUGGCUUGCCACAUAUUCAUCAGGCCUUUCAUCCAAACCUACUAAUUGCUAUUGGGAAGGCUGGGAAAAAGAGGGGCUUGCAGUGCUUAGUCAGUGGCCGUUAGGUAUACCUCUUGUACAGCCUUUGUCAAGAAUUAGUGGGAUGGACACCAACAGUCGUAUUGCUCUCCAUGUUCCUGUUCAGUUACACCCAGAAUUGAUUGUUCAUGUUGUUGCUGUGCACUUUUCCUAUGAUCGUCAGCAGCAGUGUCAAAAUGCUGCAGAGAUUCUCCAGUUCAUUGUUGCUCAUCACUUCAGUUAUGUGGUUGUUGCUGGAGACUUCAAUGAGUAUAACGAUUUCCCAGACCCAGUGAAGCUGUUCUCAAAUCCCAUGGGAACCAACUCAAGGCCAGCACAGACAAGCAAGUGUAGAGGCUUUAUAAGAACUGCACAGCAACAUGAGAGCCUGGUGUUUCUUGACACAUGGACAUCCUCACACGGACCAGACUCACCAGGCUUUACAUUCAGCAACAUGCCUUCCCCCGGCUUAGUCAGCAGACCUGAUCACAUCCUUGUGUCUAAAAACAUCAGGGUCUUACAGAUGGCAUUGCACGGCAAUGGGUCCGAAUAUGGUCAGGCACGCAGAGCAGCAGUCCACUUGCAUCGUGCGAGGCUGCUGAUAAAGGUCAUGACAGCAUCUUUCUUUGGGUACACUGGCUACUCAUGUUUGCAUGACUGUGGCCCACACGGGUCAUGUCGAUGUGGCGUCUGUGUGAAGGGAGGCAACUCCAAUACAUGUUUGUUGCCAGACUGUGAAGAGUGCUCACCUUUGAAGUUUGUGUACUUCGUGUUCCUUAUGGUGCUUGCGGCAGUACACUUUAUGCUUGGCCUGUUAGGAGCACUGAGCAUCCUGCUGGUGUCAGCUCGCUAUCAGCAUAAUAAGUGGUGUCUGGCAUGGGGCUGUUCCUGCUGCCUGUGCAACCCAGAUCUUAUAAGAAGUUCUGCAGUCAGACCGAGGUUCAUUCUACAUUGGAUGGGUAUUCGCAGGAUACCCCCAGUCUACCUACUUUUUCUGAGCAUUGUGGGUCUGACGAGUUGUUAUAUCUUAGGAAUGAUUAUUUUUGAGAAUAGCCUUAAGACAGUUAAUGCCAUCUUGAAUGAAGAGUUUUAUCCAUCUGAUCACUUAAUGCUACAAGCCAGUUUGUUGGUAUGAUAACACUGCAGGCCUGACUAAAGGAUAACACCAGGGACCUGAUAUUUGGAGCAGGCCAGUUGCUGGCAUUCUGAUACCAUGGGAGCUGCCCUUUGUAUUUUUUUUUUAAAAUGCUAUUCCUGUGCUGAAGGAAGCAGAAGUGUUUGAGUUUUUAUUUUAAACAAUUUUAGUUUAACAAGUACUAGAACUAUAUUGUACCUCAUGUUUGGGACCUUUCUAUAAAACUGUUUUAACUAAAUGUUUAAGUCCUAACUGUGUUUAUAAUUCAAAUGUGUUGUUCCCUAGAGUACACCAAGUCAUGGAACACAGGAAUGUGCAAGUUAGGGUGAAAUUUGUUGUUGAUUGCUGCAUGGGCAGUUGUAUCCUAUUUUGAUUGAUCCACAUCAGGCUCAGCUCUCAUAGAUGUUAAUGUCAUUUGCCAGUUCAAUCUAUUGAAAAGGCAAGA